Messenger RNA from Pipistrellus kuhlii (Kuhl's pipistrelle), 2419 nucleotides. It is a transcript of the gene MARCHF1, whose product is annotated as membrane associated ring-CH-type finger 1. Gene Ontology annotation, cellular component: lysosome; late endosome membrane; early endosome membrane. Gene Ontology annotation, biological process: protein polyubiquitination; antigen processing and presentation of peptide antigen via MHC class II; immune response. Bases 53 to 922 code for a protein of 289 amino acids. The record is from RefSeq and is a predicted model, not a curated record. Gene Ontology annotation, molecular function: MHC protein binding; zinc ion binding; ubiquitin protein ligase activity. NCBI's taxonomy places the organism in Eukaryota, Metazoa, Chordata, Mammalia, Chiroptera, Vespertilionidae. The transcript is spliced from 6 exons.
UAAAUUAUUUUCAGAAUUUCAGAAAUUGAAAAGGGAUAAGAGGAAGGAGAAAAUGCUGGGCUGGUGCGAAGCGAUAGCCCGUAACCCUCACAGAAUCCCAAACAACACGCGAACUCCCGAGAUCUCAGGGGAUUUGACUGAUGCCUCACAAACCUCCACAUUGAAUGAAAAGUCCCCAGGACGAUCUGCAAGUCGAUCAAGUAAUAUCUCAAAAGCAAGCAGCACGACCACAGGGACAGCUCCCAGGAGCCAGUCAAGAUUGUCUGUCUGUCCAUCCACUCAGGACAUUUGCAGGAUCUGCCACUGCGAAGGCGAUGAAGAGAGCCCCCUCAUCACACCCUGUCGCUGCACGGGCACCCUGCGCUUCGUCCACCAGUCCUGCCUCCACCAGUGGAUCAAGAGCUCAGACACGCGCUGCUGUGAGCUCUGCAAGUAUGACUUCAUAAUGGAGACCAAGCUCAAGCCCCUUCGGAAGUGGGAGAAACUACAGAUGACCACGAGUGAAAGGAGGAAAAUAUUCUGCUCUGUCACAUUCCACGUCAUCGCCAUCACGUGUGUGGUGUGGUCCUUGUAUGUCUUAAUAGAUCGGACAGCGGAGGAGAUCAGGCAAGGCAAUGACAAUGGUGUCCUAGAAUGGCCAUUCUGGACAAAACUGGUUGUGGUGGCCAUCGGCUUCACAGGAGGUCUCGUCUUCAUGUAUGUACAGUGUAAAGCCUACGUCCAGUUGUGGCGCAGGUUGAAGGCCUACAACCGUGUAAUCUUUGUGCAGAACUGCCCGGACACUGCCAAAAAGCAGGAGAAGAGCUUCUCAUGUAACGUAAACACGGACACCAAGGAUACGGUCGUGGUGCCUGUGUCACAAACGGGUCCAAAUCCCCUGCCCUCCACAGAAGACAGCCCUCCGGAUGUGAUGCCCGUGUGACUGAGGCAACAGAUGGGAAUUCCUCCAAAGAAGAUCUUUCCAAUCCUCGGCCACAACGAAUGACAGAGAUGGUCCUGAACUACUCACUUUCUGUUAUCUUCUCCUCUUUCUCUCACUGACUCGUUUCUCUUAUUUGGCGUAGAAAGGAAAGGAGGAGAAGACACCAAAUGACCAAGACCCCAUGAAACAGAGUCUGAAGUGAUACAGAAACGUGACAAGUGUGCUGAAGAGUAGUCUCUGAAAGGAUUAAAAGUCGUCGGAGCAAAGAAUACUUUCAGGCAACGUACAUCCAUCAGACCAAAUGGGACAUGAGUCUUCAGAGUAGCAGGGGAGAGUUUAAGAAUAAAGACUUGAAUUGCAAUGUGUAUUUCUUCUAAGGACUCGUAAUGUUAUACUAUCUCAUCUGGAAAUAGAAAGCAUAGUUGGUUUUAAGCUUGAAAUUGUCCACAUUGUCCCUCAGGCACAUCAGAAGCACACUCGGAGGAUGCAUCUUUGAUAGUCACACUUUGACAGAGAACAGAAUUUGAUGGCAUUAGUUGUGCAGUCCAGUUGUUUUGACAGAUGCAUGAUUUUAAAAGACACAGUAUACGUUUGAAGAUAUUAAUACUUGGAAUUCUAUUUAAAUGGUGAACAAAAGAUUUUUCAGAUUUUUUUUUUUGGGGGGGGGGUAUUAUUUGGCUGUUAAAUAUCCACAGAAGUUGAAAUCAAGUCUCAGGUUCCAUAUUUUAUCUGGACCCUCUAAAACAGUGUAGUCUAGCAUAAGUGUAAUGUGAACUAUAAUACAAAUGCAGGCUACCUGUGUAAAUUUAAUUUUUUUUUUUUUAGCAGCCCCACUGUAAGCUUCUAAAAGAAACAGAUGGAAUUAAUUUUGAGAAUGUCUUUUAUUUGACCCUAUAUAUUUAAGUUAUUUCAACAUAUUGUCAAUAUUAAAAAUUAGUGACUCUGGCUGGAUAGCUUAACUGGUUAAAGCAUGGUCCUAUGGGUUUGAUCCCUGUUCAGGGCACAUUCAAGAAUAGACCAAUGAAUGCAUAAAUAAUUGGAACAACAAAUUGAUGUUUUUCUCUCUCAAUAAAAAAUUAUUGAGGUAGUUUAGUUCUUUUUAUGAAGCAAGUCUUUUAAAUUCAGUAUGUAUUUUAUCCUUACAGCAUAUCUCAAUUUGAAUUAACCAUAUUGGCUUAGCACAACCCUAAACUUGGAGACUGAGCCUCUGAUUCAUUCAACAGUUGAAUACUUCAAAAUAGCAGCUUAAUUCACUCUUUCACUCAAAGUCUCAACAAAUGUUAUAAUUUUACAAAGCACUAAAUUAAUCAAAUUAAACAGGCUGGUUGAAAAGUUAGAUGAAGUUACUAAAGAAUGAAAAAACGAAAGGAUAGAAAGAUAUAGCAAUCUGCUUGGGGCAAGGUUCUGAAAGUAACUUAUUUGCUAUGAUGAAGCACUUCUGAAAAGGAAAAUAACAAUUAAAUAUUUUGUUAUUAAGUCAAAUACAUAAGGCUUUUU